Messenger RNA from Lecanosticta acicola, 1672 nucleotides. NCBI's taxonomy places the organism in Eukaryota, Fungi, Ascomycota, Dothideomycetes, Mycosphaerellales, Mycosphaerellaceae. The record is from the annotation of a GenBank genome assembly.
AUGGAUCUAACGCAGGAAGACUCAUCGACGGCGAGGUCAUGGAUGCCCAAGUUUCUCAGGAGAAAGAAAACGAAGAAGGCACCAGCUGACGAAAGAACCUCGUUGCUUCCCAAACCAGACGAUGAAGAGCCGGAUGGCAUAGAAUCUGCCAAAACAGAUGAAGGCACUUGGUUUCAACGCAUAGUCUCAGAGUUCUGGGUGUUACUCAAGGCUUCUAUUCCAGUGAUCCUAGCUUACUCCCUACAAAACUCGUUGCAGACCGUGUCUGUCCUGAUCGUUGGACGAGUGAGCCCGGAAGCUUUAGCUGUUGCUGCAUUCAGCUACAUGUUCGCCAUGGCUACAGCGUGGCUCAUAGGGUGCGUACACUUCGAGGACGCUAUGCGAGAGCUAUGCACUGAUAUCUUGUAGCAUGGGAGGCACUACUGCCAUUGACACACUUGCAUCCGCUUCUUUCACCGGCAGCAAAAACAAGCAAGACCUAGGCAUCAUCCUCCAACGCGCUUUUCUCGUUCUCGGGCUCUUCUACAUCCCCGUUGCUGUUCUCUGGAUUUGCUCCGAACCCGUCUUCAAGGCUCUUGGACAAGAAGACUUCAUUGCGAGAGAUUCCUCGAAAUUUCUCAGUGUUCUUAUCCCUGGCGGUCUGGGGUACAUCUAUUUCGAAUGCAUGAAGAAAUACCUUCAGGCGUGAGUGUCAUUCCAUAACUCUCCUGUUCUGCGGUAGCUAAUCCCAUUUCUUAGCCAAGGACUCAUGCGUCCUGGUAGCUAUGUACUACUCAUAACGUCCCCCAUCAAUGCCGGCUUGAAUUUUCUCUUCGUCUACACUUUCGAGCUUGGCCUCAUCGGAGCGCCAAUUGCCACUGGCAUUUCCUACUGGCUCUCGUUCUUCCUCCUCCUGGCCUACACGCGCUUCGUUGCCGGCUAUGAAUGUUGGGGCGGCUUUGACCGGAAAUGCUUGCAUAACAUCGGCAGCUUCGCGAGGAUUGCGCUCUUGGGAGUCAUCCAUGUUGGCACUGAAUGGUGGGCAUUCGAAAUUGUGGCCAUUGUCGCCGGUCAACUUGGGACUAUCCCUCUCGCUGCGCAGUCUGUCAUCAUGACUGCUGAUCAAGUUAUGAAUACGAUUCCGUUCGGUGUUGGUGUGGCUACUUCGGCGAGAGUGGGCAAUCUUCUAGGCGCGAGGGACGCUCGAGGUGCGGCUCUCUCUGCGAAUACGGCUGCGUGGCUCUCGAUGAUUCUGGGCGCUGUGGUCAUGGCCAUUCUUCUGGGAACGAAGGAUAACUUUGCACGACUCUUCAACGACGAUAAAGAAGUCGUCAAACUCACAGCACAGGUCCUACCGUACGUUGCUCUCUUCCAGAUCGCAGACGGGCUGAACGGAUCUUGUGGCGGGGCACUCCGAGGAAUGGGAAGACAGCAUGUUGGCGCUGCUGUGAACAUUCUGAGCUACUACUGUGGUGCUCUACCUCUUGGAGUGUAUCUGAGUUUUCACGGAUGGGGGCUUGCCGGGCUUUGGGUUGGACAGUGCAUUGCGUUGUAUAUUGUUGGGGUUUUGGAGUGGGCGAUUGUGGCUUUCAGUAAUUGGGAAAGACAGGUUGAGAAUGCGUUCAAGAGGAUGGAUAGUGGAGAGAGGCUUGAGCAAGGAGAGGGCGAGGAGGUGGAUGGAUAUCAUGUUUAA